Molecule: messenger RNA, 5153 nt
Organism: Anguilla anguilla (European eel)
Lineage: Eukaryota; Metazoa; Chordata; Actinopteri; Anguilliformes; Anguillidae
Gene: rbm15
Product: RNA binding motif protein 15
Exons: 1
Coding region: 250-2814 (854 amino acids)
Biological process (GO): regulation of alternative mRNA splicing, via spliceosome
Cellular component (GO): nucleus
Molecular function (GO): mRNA binding
Source: RefSeq, a predicted model, not a curated record
UGACAUUUUGAGAAGCCAAUCCCUUUCUCUUUACUCUGUUAGUACGACCAGUCGUAACAUCAGGGUGGGAUUUAACGCAUUUAUCUUUUCAAAAUGGCGGUUGAGGUCGUUUUGGGAAGCGGCUCUGACUGAAAAGCUUGUUUAUUUGCAGUAUUCGCUCAGAUAAAUUAAGAAAAUAUUUGCCUGUAGUGUACAUAGUUUUUUUUUGUUUUUGUGUCUGUAGUGGCCGGCGUAGGCGGACCGUGUAAGAUGAAAGGGAAGGAACGGUCGCCGGUUAAAAAGCGUUCACGGGCCUUGGAUGAGAUCCGAGACAGGGGAGGGAACCAUCCACCCAGCAAGAAAAUGGGGGCUCUUUCUGCUUCUGGAGGCAGCAAUAACGGGAACAGCUCGGCGAAAAGUGAAGGGGGUUCGGCCAGGAGAAGUUUACUCGGCGAAAAGAGAGAGAGUCGGGAUUUUGAUGCACACGCUUCUAGCCGGACUGGGGGCAACCACAGCUACACCAGUCCUGCUGCGAGUUCCAGCAGCAAGAACCACAACCCCAGCCUGGUACUCGAGACAGCUGCGCGGACCAACUCACGCGCAGAGCCACGACCUCCGCUUCCCAAUAACGAGAGUGAGUACAAGACUCUUAAAAUUAGCGAAUUGGGCUCACAGCUCAGCGAUGAGGAAAUUGAGGAUGGACUCUUUCACGAGUUUAAGAAAUUCGGGGACGUGAGUGUAAAAAUAAGCCGGAUUAAUGACGAGAGGGUGGCAUUCGUUAACUUCAGACGGCCAGAAGAUGCGCGAGCGGCCAAGCACGCGCGCGGAAGGUUAGUGCUCUACGACCGGCCGCUAAAAAUCGAAGCUGUGUACAUGAACCGGAGGAGGAGUCGCUCGCCCAUUGAGAAAGACCCCUAUGCAGCUGUUGCGGGGCACAGACAUUUGCAUACCCAGAGACCGCUGUCUCCUACAGGCUUGGGGUACAGAGACUACCGACUGCAGCAAUUAGCUUUGGGCCGCCUCCCCCCUCCCCCGCCGCCCCCCCUUCCCCGCGACCUGGAGAGGGAACGGGAAUACGCUUUCUUUGAGGCCCGUGCGCGCCCCGCCUUCAUUGCUGAACGUGCUGCUGCUGCUGCUUUCCGCGAAGAAGAGUUUAUUUCUCCAGAAGACGACCAGAGGGCCAAUAGAACGCUGUUUCUGGGCAACCUGGACAUCACAAUCACGGAGAACGAUCUGCGGAGGGCGUUCGACAGGUUUGGGGUGAUCACCGAGGUGGACAUCAAGCGGCCCAGCAGGGGCCAAAGCAGCACUUACGGCUUUCUGAAGUAUGAGAAUUUGGACAUGGCGCACAGAGCCAAGCUGAGCAUGUCCGGCAAGGUGGUGGGCCGCAACCCCAUCAAGAUCGGCUACGGCAAGGCCACGCCCACCACCCGGUUGUGGGUGGGGGGGCUGGGCCCGUGGGUGCCUCUGGCGGCGUUGGCGCGUGAGUUUGACCGCUUUGGCACCAUCAGGACUAUUGACUACAGGAAGGGCGACACCUGGGCCUACAUCCAGUACGAGAGCCUGGACGCGGCGCAGGCGGCCUGCACCCACAUGCGGGGCUUCCCCCUGGGGGGCCCCGAGCGCCGGCUCAGGGUGGACUUCGCCGACACCGAGCACCGCUACCAGCAGCCGUUCCUCCAGCCGCUGCCCCUCCCCCACUACGACAUCGUGGCCGAGUCGUUCGUCCACCGGGCCACCCCGGAGGCGCUGCGGGUUCGGGAGAGGAGCCCUCCGCCCCCCUUGCACUUCCGGGAGCGGGAGCUGUUCCCCGGGGCGGAGUGGGCGGCGCCCGCGGUGCGGGAGCGCGUGCGCCCGGCCGCCUUCGAGGCGCUGGAGCACCUGGAGCGGCGGCCGCGGGAGGCCUGGUCGCUGGAGCGGGAGCUGCAGAGCCGCGACCCCGCCCGGAAGCGCCGCCCCGCGGAGGACGGGCGCCUGCCGGACCGCUCCCCGGACGGCGGGGACCGCGUGGUCCGCCGCCGCCACUGCCCCUCCCCCGACCGUUCCCCCGGGGGCAGCAGCGGCCGGUUCAGCGACUCUGAACGACCCCCCCGCCUCGACCGCCCGUCCCCGCCCUCCCGUGACCCCCCCGAGCGCACCCCCGCCGACAAGCACCUCAAGACGCUUCAAGGGGCGGAGUCAGGGGGCGGAGCCGCGGGGGUGGAGCGCAAGCGCAGGACCGGAGGCGAGGCCGGGAAGGGCCCUGCCAAAAAGGAGCGCCUGUCGGACCCCCCCAGCUCCGCCAGGGGCCCCCAGGGGCCCAAGCAGGACGGCGGCGGCCAGAAGCUGGGCCUGGCCUGGCAGGGCAUGCUGCUGCUGAAGAACAGCAGCUUCCCCACCUGCAUGCACCUGCUGGAGGGCGACGUGGGCGUGGCCACGGGCCUGCUGCAGGAUGCGUCGGCGCGAGCGCCGGUGGGCCAGCUGAAGAUCACCCAGCGGCUGCGUCUGGACCAGCCCAAACUGGACGAGGUGACGCGCCGCAUCAAGGCCGCGGGGCCCGGCGGCUACUCGGUGCUCCUGGCGGUGCCGGGCGGCCCGGACGAGCCCCCGGCCUCGGACCCGGCCAGCUCCACCCAGCGCCCGCUGCGCAACCUGGUCUCCUACCUGAAGCAGAAGCAGGCGGCCGGCGUCAUCAGCCUGCCAGUGGGGGGCGCCAGAGACAAGGACGGCGCCGGCGUCCUGCACGCCUUCCCGCCCUGCCACUUCUCCCAGCAGUUCCUGGAUUCCUCCUCCCGGGCGCUGGCCAAAACCGAGGAGGACUACCUGGUGAUGAUCAUCGUGCGCGGAGCGUCGUAGCGGCGCGCCGCCUGUACCCUGCACGAAAAGUGCAGCCGUUGGCCUGUAAUGUGUCAGUAACACUGCACCGUUCUGCGUUAUGGGAUAGAGCAAUCUCAGCAGGGAGGGAAGGGCCUACACAGUUUUCUUCUGCCCGACAGAAUCCAUAUUCUUGUUAGAGCGCAUAAGUGACGUGUGAAUGUAGUUAAUUGGGAAACAGUGAACUGGUUCUGCAAUUUAAAGGGUCAGUGUCAUGCAUGGUAACAUAGUCUGUUAGUGGACCACAUAGUGUAAUUGAGAAUCUUAAAACCGUAUAAUUAAAAUAUGAAAUACUUCACCCCGUUUGGACUGAAGUUACCCAGUAAUUUAAAUGAUGAUAAUUUAUAAUUUAAUUGAUAAUACAGCCAGUAGUAGCACAUUUCCAACGGUUAAUUUGUUCUUAAAAACUAUAAAGUAGAAUCACUGUCACAAACCAUUAGACUUGCUACAUUUAAAUGAAAACAAGAAUCUUUUUUGAUCUUGGUGUUGAUGUUCAUACAUAAGCACUAAGACUAAGACUUAAGGUUUUCUGUCUUUACAUCUUUGAACAUAAUUUUCAGAUUUACAAGUGAUGUUUGUGAGCCCUGUCACCUCAUCUCAGUUUUCUUCAGUUUCUUCAGGCAGGUAGUAUCUGUGUUUGCCCGAUUGCAGAUUGCUUAUCCCAUAAUCCUUGUGGUACUCCUCUUUGGACAGUGUCUUGUCAGUGAGCUUGUAGAAAGAAAAAUAAGGUGGAGCCAGCUUUAAAUGAUGUUUUUGCAUUAAACCACUGUACUGGAUAGAGCCGCAGACCAGUUCCGUAGAUUUUCACCGUUAUUUUCUUGUUAACUGACCGAGAAUGGUAAGAACUAUUUUAAAAUUCUGCCUUCAGAAUGUUAAUGGUGGGGGGGGGGGAAAGGAUGCCUCUUCAGACACCUUAAAACAUACAUUUCUGGCGGGCCGUAAUGAAUGUGAUUAAACUGUAGCGUUUGAUAAUUGACAUCACAAAGUUUCAUUCAGCAUUUUCCCUGCAAGAACACAAGCUUUUUAAUACUGUAAAGAAAAAAAGAAAAAAGCUCAAACCCAGCUUUUAGUUCUGUUGUCUGUUCUUACAUUCAUAGGAAACAUCCCCUUUAUUUUUCAACAGAGAGGUUUUUUUUCACAGAAUAAAUAACAUUUUUAGGGGGACAUCCCCCUAAAACCCGGGACCUGUAUUCAUAAAGUAGGGGUGCAGGUCAGGAUUCCCCUUCCUGUAUUCUAACCAUUAUGAGCUAAAAAGCAAAAGCUAUUGCUGAUCAGUACUCCUAAUCUGAGAUGAUUUAUGAAUCCAAGUUAUUAUGAAUAUUAUGUUUUUUUUUCCUAUCACACCUUCAGAAUUUAUCAUGGAUAUUUAAUUGCACAUUUGACAAUAGAGAAUUUUGUUACUGGUAUUUGGACGCUCACAUUUUGAAGGCUGUGUUGAAAUAAAUCUGAGUUAAUGCAUCGUUUAAAUUUGUUCAAGGCUCAUGUAGCUGUGUGACACACCUGCUUUCGGGAGCCUCUAGUAUUGUAACUCAUUCAACUGCAAGGAUAACGUUAAAUUUAAGCCGUUCGGGUAAAUUAUUUAAAAACAUCCCAUAAAUAGAAGGCCACUCCAUUUAACUGUUAAGGAUGAGGGAUACAAAAUGAUCCCUGUCUCUUUAGUCCUCAUAGAUGUUUUUAUUUUAUUUUUUAUUAUUAUUUAUUUUAUUUUUUUGGGCUUGGCACCAGUAGUAUGGAGAUAGAAGGUGAAUGAGGUUAAGUCGUUUAUGUACAACGUGCAGACUGAACCCGUGUUUGAGAGGAAUUUGCUGAUAUUCUGUUUUGUGGUAAAACAUUGGUUUAAAAAAAUGAUAUACAGUAAGCCAACCGAGCUACUCAGUUACUAUGGCAAUGAAGAGGUCGAAAGUGCCGUUUGCCAUUGCAUGACCCUGGUCUUUUGACUGUGAUGACCCGAUAGUAUUUGGACCUUGUACAAGAAAGUGUUAAAAAAAGAAAUUGAUAAGCAAAGUGUUCCUGUAGGGUUUUAUUGUGAUGCCAGCUGAAAUGCAAAACUGUCUUAAAACCGUAAACAAAACAAAUUAAUUCAAAAUGACGACCAAAAGUACCCCAUGGACUCAACAUAAUACAGUUGCUUUAUAUUUAAGCAGGGUGCUGAAUUAUGGAAUAAUCAUGGUUUCGUAAGCGAUUAAUAUUCAUUUACCUUGCCGAUUAAUUUCAGUCUUCAUUUUAAAUGUAUUAUUUGCCGUCCUUUUUAAUUUGUUGGUUUAAAUUUAUUUUCACUGUACUCUAAUGCUGAAUACUAAAGCUUUGGAUUUUAUACCCUG